This is a messenger RNA of Antechinus flavipes (yellow-footed antechinus), 4672 nucleotides long. It is a transcript of the gene TRAF2, whose product is annotated as TNF receptor associated factor 2. Bases 43 to 1944 code for a protein of 633 amino acids. Gene Ontology annotation, molecular function: tumor necrosis factor receptor binding; ubiquitin protein ligase binding; zinc ion binding. Gene Ontology annotation, cellular component: cytosol; plasma membrane signaling receptor complex; cytoplasmic side of plasma membrane. The record is from RefSeq and is a predicted model, not a curated record. Gene Ontology annotation, biological process: positive regulation of JNK cascade; activation of NF-kappaB-inducing kinase activity; protein K63-linked ubiquitination. The transcript has 12 exons. Lineage: Eukaryota; Metazoa; Chordata; Mammalia; Dasyuromorphia; Dasyuridae.
UGCUAAUUCUGUGGGUGUGUCACAAUUCUCUCCAGAGUUAGCAUGGACCUUGAUUCUGGGCUCCUAGGUCAUCUUCCCAACUCUGCUGCCAAUCUCUUGCGUGAUCUUGGUGGAGUCACUGCUCCCCUCUGUUCCUCAGUUUCUCCGUCUGUAACAAUGGGGAGAUUAUUUUUCAACAACAGAACAUUUCCCUCGGGUGAGCAGAGACAGCCUGAUACUCCCUGGAGCCUGAUAUCAAUGGGACAUGGACAAAAGGCAGCAAAAGUUUCUCUGACUACUGGACAAGACCCUGAACAGGUAGUCUCUGAUACUGGACCUGUCAGUCCAGUUCUGGAUCAGGGUCUUGAAACUCAUUUGGGGGUUGUAGCUCACAUGGCAACAGCAAAUUCUACUCCUCCAGGCUCUUUAGAUUUGCUUCAGCCUGGAUUUUCAAAGGAUAUUCUAGGAACAAAACUAGAAGAUAAAUAUCUCUGCUCUGCAUGCAAGAACAUUUUGAGAAGACCAUUUCAAGCUCAGUGUGGACAUCGUUACUGCUCUUAUUGUUUGACCAGCAUCAUAAGCACUGGGCCUCAGAAUUGUGCUGCCUGCAUUCAGGAGGGAAUAUAUGAAGAAGGCAUUUCUAUUUUAGAAAGUAGUUCGGCUUUUCCAGAUAAUGCUGCUCGAAGAGAGGUAGAAAGCCUACCGGCUAUCUGUGUCAAUGAUGAUUGCACAUGGAAAGGCACUAUAAAGGAAUAUGAGAGCUGCCAUGAAGGACACUGCCCAUUCAUGUUAAUCGAGUGCCCAGCAUGUAAGUGGAUGAUCAAACUGGGUGAGAAGGAACAUCAUUCUGAGCGGGAAUGCCCAAAGAGAAGCCUCAACUGCAGAUACUGCAAAGCUCUUUUCUACUAUCCUGACAUUAAGGCCCAUGAUGAGGUCUGUCCCAAAUUUCCCUUGACUUGUGAAGGCUGUGGUAAGAAAAAAAUUCUUCGAGAAAAAUUUCAGGACCAUGUCAAGGCCUGUGGCAAAUGCAAAGGGCCCUGCAAAUUCCAUGUUGUUGGCUGUACCGAAAUGGUGGAAAAUGAGAAACAACAGGAUCAUGAAAUUCAGAAAGUGGCUGAGCACCUCUGCAUGUUGUUAAAUUUUGUCCUUGAGGCUAGGAACUUCCAUGGAGAUAUUGGUCCCCUCCUCGGCCAAGGAGACAUGGGGGGCUGGGGAAACAACUCAUUGACCUUAGGAUCAGAGGUGUCCAAAUCUUCAGAGCUGUUGGAAAGAUGUGAAACCUUGGAAAGAAAAACAGUCACUUUUGAGAACAUUGUCUGUGUCUUGAACCGGGAGGUGGAGAGAGUGUCCAUGACAGCUGAAGCUUGCAGCAGGCAACAUCGCCUAGACCAGGAGAAAAUCGAAACUCUGAGUACCAAGGUCCAGCAGCUGGAAAGGAGUAUAGGAUUGAAAGACCUGGCAAUGGCUGACAUGGAACAGAAGAUCCUUGAGAUGGAAGCUUCUACUUAUGAUGGAAUUUUCAUAUGGAAGAUAACUGACUUUGCUAGAAAACGCCAGGAAGCCAUGGCUGGUCGCUCUCCUGCCAUCUUCUCUCCAGCCUUCUACACGAGCAAAUAUGGCUAUAAGAUGUGUUUGAGAAUUUAUCUGAAUGGGGAUGGCACUGGACGUGGGACCCACCUUUCUCUUUUCUUUGUCGUGAUGAAAGGACCAAAUGAUGCACUUCUACGUUGGCCCUUUAACCAAAAGGUGACAUUAAUGCUGCUAGAUCAGAACAACCGGGAACAUGUGAUUGAUGCCUUCAGGCCUGACGUGACAUCUUCCUCUUUCCAAAGGCCAGUCAGUGAUAUGAACAUUGCCAGUGGCUGCCCCCUCUUCUGUCCUGUCUCCAAAAUGGAGUCAAAGAAUUCUUAUGUGCGCGAUGACGCCAUUUUCAUCAAAGCCAUCGUUGAUUUGACGGGUCUUUAAUGCCGCCUUUCCAUCAACAAAAUGGGAGCCUAGUGCCGGCCUGGUUUGGAAGUGUCUCAGGCAGGGGUCUCACCUCCACACCUGUGGGCAGAGCCCCCCCAACACACGCCAAGCUCAUAGGGCAGAGGGGUGGGGCCAAGGCAGGCCUUCGAGGAAAGGCCCUGACCUUCAGCUGAGAGAGAUAUAGAGGACCAAGAGAAGGCACUGGCUAGACCUUGGAUAUUAGAGGCACUUGGUUUAAGACUUGUUCAACAGAGGGAGUCAGUGAAUGGGCAACUACAUCUAGGAAAUAGGCAAUUCAACCCAGGACUGGUUUGAAAUUUGCUGUGGGUCUGCAAGCUCCUGCCUAUAAAUGAUACUUGAUACACUAUCUGUGUUGUUAUAAGGGGGGUGGGGAUAGCAGACUUACUUUAAGGGAGGGGGGGUGGGGAAACAUGUUAGUCAAGAAAGAAAGUAUUUCUCUCUGGCACUGUGCUUAAAGGGCUCUUUCCAACAGGGUUGUUAGUUUAGACCCUUCAGCCUUGGUAGCACAGAGGAGUAGAAAAAGAUCCAGGAGAAUUGACAAGAAAAGUCUGUCAAGGACCCACUAUGGCUCAAAAGGUGUCCCUUGCUGGCACCUGAGAUUGUAGGAAAUCACUUUGAUCACCUAAAUCUGAUCAUGCAGGGACACAAAGCCACAUUAGGAUGGUGGCAGUGAUCCUGGGGAUAGAAUUGGCUCAUAGAAGUAACUACUGAUUAGCCAGCCAAAGAAUUUUCUAACAUGGCCUUUCAUUAAAGGAAGGCCAAUUCAUUCUCUUGAUUCCCUGCCUAUCCCCACUUCGUGUGGCAAUGGCUAUCUGUUGGAUGGCCAUGCAGGGAAGUUGCUAUGAUAGGAUAUGGUUAAUCAUGUCCUUCAAUCCCUACUAGUUUUAAACAAAAUAGUUCCUACCAUACUACAUGGAGGGGGAGGUGGGAAGAAUGAAUAGGGAUUAUCAACCCUCUGGGCUCACGACAUUGAUUUGUAUUAUCUGCAUUAUAAAUGAGAGAAACAAUCACUAUUAAAUCUUUUUUUUUUAAGUAUUUUUUGUGGAUAUUGACAAGCUGAUAUGCAUUCAACUCCAUGUUUCCCUGAAUGUUUGAUACUCAGUAGUUCUCUAGAAUACCUCAUUUAUCUGGGAUUUUUCCAGUAUCGUUUUCCCCCCAUCACACAUCCCUCAUCUUCCUUUUUUUGGGCAGUUAUUGCCUAGAAAACAGGUUAUAGUCAUUUUGUUACUUUGUUAGUGAUCUUUGUGUAGGGAACCUGAGCAUAAGAAAAUAAGUUGCCGUUAUAAGGAAACAGGCUAGAAGAAGAGUGAUUGAGGGAAGAGAUAUUAGUCUCCUCGUGGUGCAAAAGUGAAGUAAUCUGGAUGUGGUAAGGGCCAAUCUUAGGCUGGGAAAGACAUACGUGUAUUGGGAUGCGUUCUCCUCUUUGAACCCUUUAUCUUAUCUGAAUCAGUACAAGAAUUUGGAAAGUUGGGUCAUCCUUGGCUGAUGUUCAGUAACAUUAGGGCUGAGAUCCCAUGGUUUGAUGUGAAGAAGAAGCCUCUGUUCUCUGCCUUCUAGAACACAGCUCAAAUCUUUCUGGUGACAGUCAUCUUCCUUACAUAUCUAUGUGAAAAAGGAUGGAUAACACCAACCAAAGAUUUUAGAGAACCAAUUAUGGUGCAAACUAUUCCUGGACCCCUAACCUCUGAUUACCAUUCUGUGAUCCUGGUUCCAUCCUCAGAGCAGAAUGUUAUAAACAUCAGUUAAAUUUCAGAUGCUGAAAAGCCAACAGUGGGCAAAAAAUUGACACAAAAUUCUCAGGCUCUCUCACCUAUUCUGAGGGAUGAGUUUCAUAUAUUUAAGUCAUAUUUAUCCUAGGAUUUUUCACAUAAUAAUCUCAUUAGAUUGCUUAAAUCUUAAGCACCUAAUUAUUUUUGAAGACAGACUUACUUCUGCUAAAUAUCUUUUGAGAAGUCUGGAGUUUCCCAAAGCUCCCAAAAUCCUUAUUCCUUUCAGAGGAAAAGGCUAGUAAACUCAUAGGCACAUAAUCUAUGGCCCUGGGAGCCAGAAUGAAUGUUGGCCUGUUCUUCUUGCCUCUUGAUUUCCUAAAGCAGAGGUAGGGAACAUCCUACCCUUGGGCUGUAUAAAGCCCAAGAAAUCACUUAAGGCAAUUGCAGGAAAUGAUGAGCUGAAAUAAAUACAACUUCCUGGUGCUCAAGUUCUGUAGGUUGAUAAUUUUGUGUGGCCCAUGAAAGAUGUUAUAAAUAUCCAAAUGGUACUUGGCAGAAAAGAUUUCCCCACGUCCUGUCCUAAAAGGUGAAGGAGGAGGUAUUUAUUCUUCAUAUGUAUCAUUUGUCUUUUGAGUUAUUGAGAGAAGAGGUGAUUAGAAUCCUCCUGUACCAUAAUGACUUAAUUGACUACACCAAAUGCACAUCUCCAAGCUCAAUACUUUUGAUCCUUUUUAAAAAAAAAUGUUCUAUCAAUAACUAUAUCACUGUUUUCCCAAAUUCACCCUUCUACAUGUAGUCAAGCAAAACACAACACAGUGGCUGUGUCUAAAAAUGGAGGGCUAAUUUUGUACCAGUAAUCCCCUUUUGUGAGGAGGAAACAUGCUAGUUACUCCUCUGAAGUUUGAAGAUUUCUUUAACUCUUCCCUGUAUUCUACUGACUACUGGCCUGAUAGCCGAUACAUAGUAAGCUUAAUAAAUUUUUGCUUGAGAAAGUG